Molecule: messenger RNA, 1809 nt
Organism: Odobenus rosmarus divergens (Pacific walrus)
Lineage: Eukaryota; Metazoa; Chordata; Mammalia; Carnivora; Odobenidae
Gene: MON1B
Product: MON1 homolog B (yeast)
Exons: 6
Coding region: 77-1732 (551 amino acids)
Biological process (GO): vesicle-mediated transport; protein targeting to vacuole
Source: RefSeq, a predicted model, not a curated record
AGUGUGAUGCUACCGCAGCUCGGGAAGUGAUGGUACCCGGCCAGUUGGGAUACGGGGUUAAUACAGGGAUGUGCAGAUGGAGGCUGGAGGAGACACUACAGCCCCAGCCCCUGGGGACGCUGAGGACUUGGGGGACACUCGGUUCCCCAGUGAGGAGGCUGGAGAGGAUGGAGGGGUUCACGAGGACCCGCCGGAUCCUGGAGACGGGGACCUGGAGAAAACAGAAUCCGACACGAAGGAUCAGCCACCCGGCCUGCUGUCACCACUGCCCCAGUCAGGGGCCCUGUCAUGCACCUGUGGGCUUUGGGAUCCUGUGACCUCCGAGGAUAGUCCCAUGGGUGGCCCCGAGAGUGGCUCUGGGGGCCAGGGUGGGGACCCCAGUGAUGAGGACUGGCGCAGCAAGCGAAAGCACGUGUUUGUGCUGAGCGAGGCAGGCAAGCCCAUCUACUCCAGGUAUGGCAGCGUGGAGGCACUGUCGACGACCAUGGGCGUGAUGACAGCCCUCGUGUCCUUCGUACAGAGUGCAGGGGAUGCCAUCCGCGCCAUCUAUGCUGAGGACCACAAGCUGGUGUUCCUACAGCAGGGCCCACUGCUGCUGGUGGCCGUGUCAAGGACUCCUCAGUCAGCAGCCCAGCUACGGGGGGAGCUGCUAGCCGUGCACGCGCAGAUCGUGAGCACGCUCACGCGUGCAAGUGUGGCCCGCAUCUUCGCGCGCAAGCAGAACUACGACCUCCGCCGCCUGCUGGCGGGUUCGGAGCGCACCCUAGACCGGCUCCUGGACAGCGUGGAGCGGGACCCCGGGGCCCUGCUGCUGGGCGCCGUGCGCUGCGUGCCUCUGGCUCGCCCGCUGCGGGAAGCACUGGGUGCGCUGCUACGGCGGUGCACGGCGCCUGGCCUGGCCCUCUCGCUGCUGGCGAUCGGAGGCCGGCUGGUGACGGCGGCUCAGGAGCGGACUGUGUUAGCCGAGUGCCGGCUGGACCCAGCCGACCUGCAGUUGCUGCUCGACUGGGUGGGGGCGCCGGCCUUUGCGGCGGGGGAGGCGUGGGCACCCGUGUGCCUGCCCCGCUUCAACCCCGAUGGUUUCUUCUACGCUUACGUGGCGCGCCUGGAUGCCAUGCCGGUCUGCCUGCUGCUGCUUGGCACCGACCCCGAGGCCUUCCAUGACAUGGCCACCUGCAGGCGCUUGCUAGAGGAGGGCAUGCACGGCCUUGGUGCCAUGCGGGCCCUGGGGGAGGCUGCCAGCUUCUCGAGCACCCCAGCAACCAGUGCUCCCGCCUACAGUGUGCAGGCUGUGGGGGCGCCCGGCCUCCGACACUUCCUCUAUAAGCCGCUCGAUAUCCCCGACCAUCACCGGCAGCUGCCUCAGUUUACCAGCCCUGAGCUGGAGGCCCCGUACAGCAGAGAGCAGGAGCGGCAGCGCCUGUCCGACCUCUACCACCGACUGCAUGCGCGCCUCCACAGCCCCUCCAGGCCCCUGCGCCUCAUUUACCACGUGGCUGAGCGGGAGACGCUGCUGGCCUGGGUGACUUCCAAAUUUGAACUCUAUACCUGUCUCAGCCCCCUGGUGACAAAGGCAGGUGCCAUCUUGGUAGUGACCAAACUCCUGCGCUGGGUGAAGAAAGAGGAGGAUCGACUCUUCAUUCGUUACCCACCCAAGUACUCCACACCCCCAGCAGCCCCAGCUGCCUCUACAGACCAACCUUCCCAUAACGGCUUGUUCCCUGGACCUUGAGAGGCGGAGUUCUCAGAUUGGGCAGUGCUGAGAAACACCACCUUUGGUUUUUACCUUCUGUCUCUACCCUGGAAAAG